CCGCCAACGAGACUUUACACAGAUGUGUUUCAGGCGUGAUCAGUUGAGGCGGUGGGACUCCGUUCGCGCAGCGGGAUCAACUUCUUUCAGAGGAUCUACCGUCUCCUAUUCGGACACCUUGAGUUCAAUGUAACAGGCAUCGUAAGCAGCGUAGGUCAAGGUGAUCGGGGAGUUACUUUGUGGUAGAACUGAACACAUUUAGACGGGGUUUUAAACGCAGAAGAAAAUGCCUGUAGCUUCUCUCCUGCCUUUCACGGCCACCCCGAAUAGGAAGUCCGCCAGCCCGACCUCCUUCAGGCUCACGGAGAAAUUCAUCCUGCUUUUAGUGUUCAGCGGCUUCAUCACCCUGUGUUUCGGAGCUAUCUUCUUCUUGCCGGAUUCCUCAAAGCUGCUCAGCGGAGUUUUCUUCCGCUCGUCGUCGGUGGAGGCAGAGACGCGCACAGGUACGGUCAGUGACACCAGCACCGGCACGGGCAAGGAUGAGAAGAUCCUGGCCAAGAUCAGAAAAGACCACGAAAAGGCGCUGAUUGAGGCCAAGGACACCCUACAGAAACGGCCGAACGAGAUCAAGCAGGACAUCAACAGCGACAAGGCGAAACUUGUGCAGAACGGACAGGGGAAAGGAGCGAAAGCUGACAGUUUGCCGUUCGUUCAGUACGUGCGGCCACCUGGAGCAACAGGGCACGAACCCGCCGAUCCUGACGUUAAAGCGAAAAGAGCCAAGAUUAAAGAGAUGAUGCAGUUUUCUUGGGAUAAUUACAAGCGCUACGCCUGGGGCUCCAACGAACUGCGUCCCGUCUCUAAGCAAGGCCACUCCAGCAAUUUGUUUGGUAGUCUCAAAGGAGCCACCAUUGUGGAUGCGCUGGACACGCUCUACAUUAUGGAGAUGUAUGACGAGUUUGAGGCUGCUACCGAGUGGGUGGAAAUGAACCUAGACUUUAACAUGAAUGCCGAAAUCUCCGUCUUUGAAGUGAACAUCCGUUUUGUUGGAGGCCUGCUGUCCGCCUAUUAUCUCUCAGGCAAAGAGGUGUUCAGGAGAAAAGCUGUUGAACUAGGAGAGAAGCUGUUGCCGGCUUUUAAGACCCCGACUGGCAUCCCUUGGGCUCUUCUCAACCUAAAGAGUGGGAUUGGCAGAAACUGGCCAUGGGCGUCAGGAGGAAGCAGUAUUCUUGCCGAAUACGGGACGCUGCAUUUGGAGUUCAUGCAUCUCAGCGAGCUUUCCGGGAGACCAGUUUUUGCCGAGAAGGUAAUGAACAUCAGAAAGGUGCUGAAUCGACUGGACAAACCUCAAGGGUUGUACCCGAAUUAUCUGAACCCUAACAGUGGACAGUGGGGCCAGCAUCAUGUCUCGGUUGGAGGCUUGGGGGACAGUUUCUACGAGUACCUGCUGAAGGCCUGGCUCAUGUCAGACAAAACUGACGAGGAGGGAAAGAAGCUUUACUACGACGCCCUGCAGGCGAUUGAGAAGAAUUUGAUCCGUAAGUCAAGCGGAGGGUUGACGUAUAUCGCUGAAUGGAAAGGCGGACUCCUGGAGCAUAAGAUGGGUCACCUGACCUGCUUCGCCGGUGGUAUGAUCGCUUUAGGGGCGGACGGAGGCCCCGAUGAUAAGACGGGUCACCAGAUGGAACUGGCGGCUGAGAUCGCCCGCACGUGUCACGAGUCUUACGCCCGGACAAGUAUGAAGCUGGGUCCCGAGGCCUUCCGUUUUGACGGCGGCGUAGAAGCCAUCGCCACACGGCAAAACGAGAAGUACUUCAUCCUGAGGCCAGAGGUCAUCGAGACCUACAUGUACAUGUGGAGGUUCACCCACGACCCCAAAUACAGACAGUGGGGCUGGGAGGCGGUGCAGGCUCUGGAGAAGUACUGCAGGGUGGAAGGGGGUUACAGUGGAGUGAGAGACGUCUACGCUAACACUCCCAACCAUGAUGACGUGCAGCAGAGCUUCUACCUGGCCGAAACACUCAAGUAUCUGUAUCUUUUGUUCUCCGACGAUGACCAUUUGCCCUUCGAACACUGGGUGUUCAACACGGAGGCCCAUCCUCUUCCCGUCAUUAAGAAACAGAAUGUAGAAAUAGCAAACCAUCUCAAGUAAUCUUCAUCCAACCCCAAAGCGCCACUGAGACGUAAUUUUCUGGACCUGCUUUAACAGUGGACAAGAGCUAUGGACACAAAACCCCUGUGGCUGGAGAGUUCCUGUCCUCCAGGAAUUUGCUGGAGCUUCAUGUGUUUCUCCACAGCCUUCUCUCCUCUUCCAUCUCUUCUCGGGAUUCUGCAUGCUGCCCCUGUUCCCUUUCUCUGUCCUUGAUGCUAUGGACACGUCUCUGAGCCUCAGAGACACAGAAGGACCAUAUUUCCUCUGUGAGGGACCAGAUCGUUUUUCAUCGUACUUGCCCUCUCACACACGUUAUAAAGCCAUAGGUAAUUCAAAUUGCAUCGACAUGCUUGUGUUUUUUGCAUCAUGUGCGUUUACAGGAGCGAAGAUAAGAGAUAUCCACUGAACUUCGCCGUAUCUUGCUGUCCGUUUUUUUAGGGAUGAGGAUUGGUUCGGUAUUUUGAGGCUUUAUUCGACAGCAAGGUAGUGAAACCAAGUCAACUAGUGCCUUUUAGUCUUACUGAUCAUUUUAGUCAAGUUUUAAUAGCAACACUAUUUAUUUUCGCUGUGACCGAAGGUAUCUUCCUACUGGCCUACAGCCCUCUUACCCUCGUGAUGGAUGUAAGAAUCAGUCGUUUAUCGUUCAUUCCUCUACAUUUGUGAGCUUACUUUUUCAUAAAAUGUGUACAAAAUGUGUUUUGAUUGUUUACUUAAUCAACGGAGGCAGAGACUUUUUAUCCUAGACAUGUAAAAUAGAGUACUUUGUGUUAAUUUAUUACUCAAGACAUAGGGUUUUUGUCUUUUUUCAGUGUGGAGGGCAGGAAACUAUGGAGCCCCUAAAGGAGACAUGAUAAUAGGAAAAAAUAUGAUGAGAGGGAAAAAUUACAUUUCAAUGCUUUUGCGUUUUCUUGCAAAACUAAUGCUUUUUCCCGAGAAGCUUUGUGUUCACUCACAAACACACUGAAAUAUAAUUUUUCUUUCUAUAACUUUUUUUUUUUUUUUUUAUCAAAAAAAAU
Messenger RNA from Sinocyclocheilus rhinocerous, 3108 nucleotides. It is a transcript of the gene man1a1, whose product is annotated as mannosidase, alpha, class 1A, member 1. Gene Ontology annotation, biological process: carbohydrate metabolic process; mannose trimming involved in glycoprotein ERAD pathway. The coding region runs from base 227 to 2092 and encodes 621 amino acids. The record is from RefSeq and is a predicted model, not a curated record. The transcript has 12 exons. Gene Ontology annotation, cellular component: Golgi membrane; endoplasmic reticulum; extracellular exosome. Gene Ontology annotation, molecular function: calcium ion binding; mannosyl-oligosaccharide 1,2-alpha-mannosidase activity. Lineage: Eukaryota; Metazoa; Chordata; Actinopteri; Cypriniformes; Cyprinidae.